This is a messenger RNA of Cooperia oncophora, 528 nucleotides long. NCBI's taxonomy places the organism in Eukaryota, Metazoa, Nematoda, Chromadorea, Rhabditida, Trichostrongylidae. The record is from the annotation of a GenBank genome assembly.
AUGAGUUCUUAUUUUUGCCUUCAGGGUAACUCGACUUCCACGCCAUACACGUCAAAAUCCGAACAGCACAUCCCGAACGGUCAUUUACCGCAAUCAGUUGGUCGCCGUGAGCCUGCGAGCAGUAUCCUUCGUGGAAUGUCGCAUCAGGAGCAGUCGCGAUCCGAAUCACGUCCGACACUUCUGCGCCGUCAGUCCUUCGGUACAGAACGACCACCAUUUCAAUACGCGGACACCACUUUACAGCGCAACAACAAUGAGCCACCAAAGUAUAUCUCAGGACAGGAACGUGUCGCAGCCGCUAUUUAUCGAGCUGAAACGCCUCAGCGAGAGCUGUACGCUAGUGGAACGAUUCACCGAUCUGAAACACCUAACCGAUACUUCCCUGAAAAUAGCACAUUUGCUCGCAGUGAAACGCCAGCGUUUCCAAUUCUGCGCGAAACGCCAGUGCCCUUCCACCCGCUUCUAUACGGCCAGAAUGGCUCCAGUCGGCAGGACCUCGACCAGACCAACAGCAUAAAUUACAGGUAA